Messenger RNA from Theileria equi strain WA, 1008 nucleotides. RefSeq lists its product as hypothetical. Gene Ontology annotation, molecular function: iron-sulfur cluster binding; ATP binding; ATP-dependent FeS chaperone activity. Lineage: Eukaryota; Apicomplexa; Aconoidasida; Piroplasmida; Theileriidae. Gene Ontology annotation, biological process: iron-sulfur cluster assembly. The record is from RefSeq and is a predicted model, not a curated record. The coding region runs from base 1 to 1008 and encodes 335 amino acids. The transcript has 2 exons. Gene Ontology annotation, cellular component: cytosol.
AUGGAGAGUGAGGAAAAAAAGAAUACCUCCUUCCUCGGCAGAUUCUACGAUUUUGUAGAGUGCUACCAACGUGAGUUCAAGUAUGCCUUUUUGAUUGCCUCCUACUAUGCCAUAAGGAAAUUUGUACAAGGGAGAGUCGCAAGUAAGAAUGGAGGGGACAUCCCAGAGGAAUGUCCAGGAAUGGAUAGCUCCCGCGCAGGAAAAUCAUCCGCCUGUGAAGGAUGUCCAAAUCAGAGUGCAUGCGCUUCUGGAGAAUCGCAGCGUGCAGCCGAGGGGUUAAAGGAGUCUGUUUAUAAUUCGCUAAGUAAUAUCGGAGAAGUGCUCUUGGUAAUGUCUGGAAAGGGCGGAGUUGGGAAAUCGACAAUAUCUACUCAGCUUGCAUUUGCUCUCGAGAAGCAAGGUUUCAGGGUUGGGUUGUUGGAUAUUGACAUUACUGGGCCCAGUAUACCAGGAAUGACAAAUACGCGGGGUCAUGAGGUUUAUGAAUCAGCCUAUGGUUGGACCCCGGUUUAUAUUCAAGAUUCGUUGGCGGUAAUGUCCAUUGGAUAUUUACUGCAGGACGAAAGGGCUGCAAUUAUUUGGAGAGGGCCAAAGAAGGACUCGCUUAUUAAGCACUUUUUAACGGGAGUGCACUGGGAGACUCUGGAUUAUCUCGUAGUGGACUGCCCACCCGGUACAUCUGAUGAACUGAUUACCAUUGCAAGUUUGCUUGAAAAGUGUAACAAGAGGGCGAUUUUGGUAACCACACCGCAAAAACGGUCUGUGGAUGACGUUAUUAGAAGCGCUCAAUUUUGCAAAGAUGUAAAUAUCAAGGUCGCAAUGUUGGUGGAGAACAUGACGGGAUCGGUGUUUGACUCAAAUUCUGGAGCGGCUGCCGAUUUAUGUAAAAGUUUUCACAUAAAGAACCACGUAAAAAUCCCCUCAAACUCACGUAUUACGCAAGCUGGAGAAGCUGGAAUCGCAUUGGACAAUUUUAAUCCAUUUGAAAAACUCACAAACUUGUUGUAG